Polypterus senegalus (gray bichir) is the source of this 2628-nucleotide messenger RNA. It is a transcript of the gene tmem30b, whose product is annotated as transmembrane protein 30B. The record is from RefSeq and is a predicted model, not a curated record. Gene Ontology annotation, biological process: phospholipid translocation. The coding region runs from base 239 to 1252 and encodes 337 amino acids. Lineage: Eukaryota; Metazoa; Chordata; Cladistia; Polypteriformes; Polypteridae. The transcript is spliced from 8 exons. Gene Ontology annotation, cellular component: endoplasmic reticulum; plasma membrane; Golgi apparatus.
UACACCCACUUCACCCGGAAGCGCUGACGUUUUGUGUAUUGUCCGGUAAUCAGGUGAAUCACCUGGAGGACUUUCUUAUAUAUCUUCCGUGGUUGUUUAUGUUGUUCACGGCAUGUGUUCAUAAAAGCUGCGAUUGACUUUCAAUAUAUAUAUAUAUGUUUAAUUGCUGAAUAUCUUUAUAGAAUAUUCGAAUCCAGAUUUGCUUUACUUUUCAAGUUACUGGCCAAAAAUUUUGAAAAUGAAAAAGGACAACAAACCUGACAACACAGCAUUUACACAACAGAGACUGCCAGCAUGGCAGCCCGUCCUGUCCGUGGGCAUAGUUCUACCCCUCUUUUUCAUCAUUGGACUGGCCUUUAUAGGGAUUGGAAUUGGACUUUUAAUCACAUCAAAUAACAUUCAAGAGUUUGAGGAGGAAUACACUGGGGUAGGAGAUAAUUCAAACUGUUACAUUUGUGCAAACAAUGCAACAGCUAAUUGCAAGUGCACACUCAACUUCACAAUAGCUCAACCCAUUCAGGGGUCUGUAUUUAUGUAUUAUGGAUUAACCAACUAUUAUCAAAAUCACCAGAAGUAUUUAAGUUCUAGGGAUGACCAACAGCUUGCUGGGGAUAUAUACUACUUAAAGAAUCCUUCGCAGACAUGUAAACCAUACCAGACGGAUGCAAGCAAUAUCCCUAUAGCUCCUUGUGGAUCGAUUGCCAAUAGCCUUUUUAAUGAUGCUUUCGCUCUUUAUUACAACAAUCAAGGAUUCUUAGAAGAAGUUAAAUUGGAUGGUAGUGCAAUUGCCUGGUGGACCGAUCACAAUGUAAAAUUCAGCAAUCCAUCGCAGACAGGCAGCACUCUGAAACAGAUAUUUGAAGGAACUGUAAAGCCUAUAAACUGGAGUAAUCCUGUCUAUAAACUUGAUGUCAAUAAUCCAGACAAUAAUGGCUUCAUUAAUGAGGAUUUUCUUGUGUGGAUGAGAACUGCAGCGCUUCCAGAUUUCAGAAAGCUCUAUCGUCGAAUUUCUGGAAAUUAUUCCAGUUUUAUGCCAUCUGGAAAUUACACACUUGAAAUAACCUACAAUUACCCAGUGAAGGACUUACCUGGUAAAAAGAAAGUUAUUUUUAGCACAGUUUCAUGGAUGGGUGGAAAAAAUCCAUUUUUGGGAAUUGCCUAUCUUGCAUUUGGGUCACUUUGUUUUGUCAUGGGAUUUAUUCUACUUAUUGUUUAUGCAAAAUAUCAGAAUGUCGAAGACAACGAUGACUAAAAUGCUGCUAAUCUGUAGCAAAGUAUCUUGGGUUAGGUCACUAUUGGCUUUUUACAAACUGACAUUGUUUAUCUUAUGUUGUUGACACUAGUUCAAUUGGUAAUCUAUGCUAUGUGAUGCUGUACGGCAAUACAGGGUGUCUGUUUUAAAACAAACUUUUCUGGUUUUAUGUGAAGCUUUAUCAUCUUGAUUUGUCUCUGAAUUUGGGCUUGAGUUUUUUCUCCUUAUAAACAGAAGUAAAACUUAACUGCUGUUUGCACUUUUUAUACAUAUAUAAGAUGGCGAACUGUUGAUGGAAGAAAGCUGCUACUGUAUACACUUUUUGUACUUAAUGUAUUACUGCCUUACUAGGAGUGUUUUUGAGUACAGAUAAAUAAUAUAUUACAAAUCAUGUAGGCACCUGUUUCAGUAGGUUAAGAAACGCAUUGAAGGCUCACAGACAUGGAGCUAAUUAACAAAUCAUGUUUUAGCUGAAACAAACUUUACUUUCACAGUGUACAAAGAAAUGUAUAAUUUGUCAAGCUAAGAAGUUUUGACCAAGGAAGAGGUGCCUUAAAAAUGUUUUACAUGGUCUUUUUAAAAUACUUUGUUUUGUGUUUUGUUUUUGGUUUUUUUUUUUCAUGCUAUAGUACAAAAAUAAAUGGAGACUGCUGGAUCUUGUACAUAGUUAUGAUAGGUAUGUUUUUAACACUGGAUUAUGUUGGGAAUGCUUACAAGUUAUAAUUAUAUUAAUACAUUAAUAUUGUAAAAAGAACUUUGGGUUUUUUUUUAACAUCUGAUGUGUUUGGGAAAUGAUUUUAAAAUAAAGAUUGGUUAAUUCCAAGUUUUUACUUGUAUAACCCCUUUUUUAUACUGUGCACUAUUAGUGAUUAGAGUGUAGCAGAGUUCCAGUGAAACAAGCUAAUUGAGGCCUUGCUGUUGUAAAUCAGUUAGGAGGCAACAAAAUUCUUAUUGGGACCAGCUGCUUGAGAUGAUUUAUUUUUCUGCAGUGGGCAUGGGGUGGAGACCUGCGUUCACAUUCCAGUACCUCAGUUGGGAAUCUCUCUCUCUCUCUCUAUCUAUCUAUCUAUAUAAAUGCCGCGGCCGCACAUGAUAAGCAAAUAAAGGACAUCAUUGCUGGGGCAAGUGCUGACGGGGUAGUCGCGGCCGCGCACAUAAAAUCCGUUCCUGGGGAGACGCAACACAUACUGCCCCGCGCAUGUUUACUAACAAACUAUCUACUAACAUGCCACCAAACAAAAUGAAACGUUAAGUAGGACAAAAGACACAGACACUCAAAUUGAACAUAUCCUGGAAGAACGGUUGGCUCAGCAAGUAAACAACAAAAAGGCUGAAAGACAAAGAAAAAUACGAGCAAAUAGAUCAAUUGAAGAAAA